AUGGACGCGUACGCACCGUCGUACUCGUCGCUCGACCCGUCGCAGAGCUCGCUGAGCGACGGCUUAUCGCCCCGUGCGCAUGCCGCGCCGGCGUCCAUGACGAGCGUCAAGGAGAUGAUCGAUGGCAAGGAACGCCAAGUAUAUGUAAUCAGUGACGACGACGACGACGACACGCCGCCCGCGUCGCCGCUGCGCAACCCACCGGUGGUGGCUGCGGCGCGGCACAACGGCAAACGCAAAGCGUCGGCGCCGUGGAGCGGCUCCGACGAGGCGAGCGCCAAGCGCCAGCGGCAUGAUGCGAAUACCGCGGUGCUCGACCAGCUCGCCGCGUCGCUCAAUGCAAAUGGAAUGCGGCAGGCCUAUGCAGAGCAGCCUGCCUAUGCCGAUCCCGAGGCGUACGGCUACGCCAACGCGCUCCCGGCGCCCUAUACAAUGCCGUCGCCCGCCUAUCCCGAGAUGUACGCGGCGGGGAGCCAGAACCUGUCGUUUGCGCCGGCGCAGGACAAUGCUAUGCUUCUCGCGCGGGCGAACAAGGUGGAUCCCUACUACCCCUCGGCCAAGCCCCGGCAGUCGUAUUACGAUACCCGGCCUGUCGAGCCGUGGGCGAGUACGACGCAGGUGGACGGGCCCGAGGCGCUGAUGGUCGACGACAAGGACGGCCACUUUAUUGUACGCGAAGGCGACCAAAUCACGCCGCGCUAUCAGAUCCGAGGCAUGCUGGGCCAAGGCACCUUUGGCAAGGUGGUCAACUGCUACGACCGCAAGCUGCGCAGGUGUGUCGCAAUCAAAGUCAUCCGGGCCGUGCAAAAGUACCGCGAUGCAAGUCAGAUCGAGAUCCGGGUACUGCAGUGCCUGCGCCAAAACGACCCGCUAAACGAGUACCAGUGCGUGCAGCUGCUCGAGACGUUUGAUUUCCGGAAUCACGUCUGCAUCGUGUCGGAUCUGCUGGACCGCAGUGUGUUUGAUUUUCUCAAAGACAACCACUUCCAGCCCUUCCCUUGCCGCAAUAUUUGGUACUUUGCCAAACAGCUCUUCAAGAGCGUCGCAUUUCUGCACGGCCUCUCGCUGAUCCACACGGAUCUAAAGCCCGAGAAUGUGCUGCUUGUGGACGCUUCGUACGACGUCGUUGCCACCUCGCGGCGCGCCAAUGCACGCAAGAAGCGCGUCCUGCGCAACGCAGACAUCCGCCUGAUCGACUUUGGCAGCGCGACCUUUAACGACGAAUACCACUCGGGCGUCGUUUCCACACGGCACUACCGUGCCCCAGAGAUUAUCCUGGGGAUGGGGUGGUCCUACCCUUGCGAUGCAUGGUCCUUGGGAUGCAUACUCGUGGAAUUCUUUACCGGAGAUGCCUUGUUCCAGACGCACGACAACUUGGAGCAUUUGGCGAUGAUGGAAAUGGUAUUGGGGGGGUUGCCAGACGACUACCGGCGCAAGGCAGAGACAUACAAGCCAGAAUACUUCCGCAACGGCCACCUCGACUAUCCGAAACCCGAGACGAGCAAGCAGAGCCGGCGGUACGUGCAGAACAUGAAGCGCCUGCAAGACAUUGUCGCAGCGCCCGCCGCCUACGCGAAACACAACCAGGCGUUUGUCUCGCUCCUGCGCCGCCUACUCGAGUUUGACCCGGCCAAGCGGAUCACCAUGCAGGAAGCGCUCUUGCACCCAUACUUUGACCUCCAACCCAAUGAGAUCCCGCCCUAG
This is a messenger RNA of Malassezia japonica, 1704 nucleotides long. RefSeq names its product dual-specificity kinase (gene LKH1). Lineage: Eukaryota; Fungi; Basidiomycota; Malasseziomycetes; Malasseziales; Malasseziaceae. The record is from RefSeq and is a predicted model, not a curated record. Gene Ontology annotation, cellular component: nucleus. The transcript has a single exon. Gene Ontology annotation, biological process: protein phosphorylation; regulation of RNA splicing. Gene Ontology annotation, molecular function: ATP binding; protein serine/threonine kinase activity. The coding region runs from base 1 to 1704 and encodes 567 amino acids.